AUGACCAACAUCUUUGCCAAGCCUCGUCCUCUACCAAUUACAACUACUGCAACUCAGAAACCUCCUACUAAACCAAAAGCUUCAUCAUACGAUUCCACAAACCGACCUUCUAAGGGUUUUAAAUCCUCUGCUCAGUUUGGCCGCUCCCCAUAUUUCAAGCUUCUUGAAGCCAAAAUUGAUCUCAUCUUGGAUCAUUUGACAAAGCCAAAUUUGACUAUGACUCCUACUCCAAAAUUAACUCCUUCAAUCACUUUUGAAGAUCUUGAAAAGGCUCUUCAUAAAAAUGUCACACAAUCUUUUCUUAAAGUCUUCUACAAACUUGAAGAGUUGAAGAAAGGAUUCGUAAAUGAGGUUGGGCCUUCUUUCACAAAAGAGGGAGAAGAAACUCACUCCUCCUCUUCGAAGAAGGACGAUGACAAUAAAUUUCCGAAGGAUGUGAUAAUUCAGGAACUAUCUAAUUAUGAUGGCAAUGCAUCAAUGAAAUCUCCGACAUCUCCAAAGUUUCCUUCAAAGAUUCCCAGUUCUCCCCCGAAGUCUCCAAGGUCUCCGCCCAAGAUCCCAAGUCCUUCUCCGAUGUCUCCACCCAAGAACCCAACGCCUCUGAAGACCCCUGUUACCUAUCCGAAAUCUUAG
This is a messenger RNA of Lactuca virosa, 633 nucleotides long. NCBI's taxonomy places the organism in Eukaryota, Viridiplantae, Streptophyta, Magnoliopsida, Asterales, Asteraceae. The record is from the annotation of a GenBank genome assembly.